UAUAAAUACAUGUACGUUUACACGGUAGAGUUAAAUGAUGAUGAUUGAGACAGUUUGGCUACUUGUAAACAAACAUCGAGUUAGAAGUCAGCUGAACGACCACAAGUGCCGUAUUUGCAGUAGCUUUUAAAAGGCGUUUUCAAAAUGACAAGCAUUAAUAGAAUUCACUCGGAAAGGAUUUGCGUAACACAUAACGGUAAAUUGUAUGAUGUUACAGAUUUUUCGACAAAACACCCCGGCGGUGUCGAAAUUCUAGAAAAACAUGCCGGUCAAGAUGUAACACAAUUGAUGCUGAACACUGAUUCUGCUAGUUUAGGUCAUAAACACAGCAAGACAGCUUAUAGUAUUUUAAACAAAUAUUGUAUUGGAUAUGCUGACGACGUUAAUAAAAAUGCACCUUUGCAGACAAAUUUAGAAAAUCUACGAGUAAGACAAAGCAAUUGGCAUCCAUCGUUCACUGAUGAAAAACAGGAUGAUUUAAUUGAUUGGAACAAACCAAUAUUUCAUCAAGUUGGUUUUCUGGGUGAAAACUACACUACAUGGGUGCAUCAACCAGUCGACAGGAAGUUCAGGUUGUUCAGUUCUGACUUAUUUGAGUUUUUCGGCAGUUCAAGAUGGUGGAUGGUACCAAUUUAUUGGCUGCCUAUAUCCUUAAUAGCAAUGUGGCUGUCAUAUACUUUACUUUCUCAGAGAAAUGAUUACAUAUUUAAAAUUACUGGAUAUCAGGGAAUUGAAAUUGAUAACAGUGCCUUACCAAUAAUUGUAAUAAGUGGUGUAUUGCUGUGGUCUUUGGUAGAAUAUAGUAUACAUCGUUGGGUGUUUCAUCUUAAACCUCCUGCUUGGUCACCAUUUUUGAUUCGUAUGCACUUUUUGUUCCAUGGUCAACACCAUAAGUCUCCAAUGGAUCAAACAAAGCUUGUUUUCCCCCAGAUGCCUGCCACAUUCUUGUGCAUAAAUGUAUUUACAAUUUAUUGUAUUAUCCUGCCAUUGGCUUCAGCUUUAGCCCUUUUAUCUGGUUCAAUACUGGGAUAUAUUUGUUAUGAUCUUACCCACUAUUAUUUACAUCAUGGUACUCCAACUACAGCGUAUUAUAAAUCCCUUAAAACAUACCAUAUGAAACACCAUUAUGUCAACCAAAGUGCUGGAUAUGGUAUUUCUUCCAAGUUGUGGGAUUAUCCCUUUAACACUUUAAUUAAAGAUUGAGAAGCUUUCCACCUCUCAGCAUUAAGCUAUAAAUAUGAUGAGGUCAAAACUACAGCAAUGAAGGCUUGUGAAUCAGAUUUUAUCUAUUUUGUUUCAUUUUGAUAUUGAUUAGUUGUUUUUAUUGAUUGGUAAUUUCCAUACCAUAAUAUCUUAGUUUCUAGUAUUUUACAAAAUUUAAAUUUCUUGAGCCAAAAUGUGUUUUUAUGACACAUUGCAUAGAGUAUCAAUUGUUUAUACUGUUACCCCUCAGGAAAGUCUUUUAAAAAAUAAAUGUAUGCGGUUUAUAUAUUAAUUGUUAGUCUUUAUCCCUAGAAGAUGCUACUCUGACGGGAUAGACUAGUACCAGAAAAAAAAUACAAAAUUCAUCCAGGAAAUAGAUGCUAAAAUCAAAAGGUAUAUUUUUGCAUGGUUAGGUAUUUUGUAAGAUAUUAGAACUAUGGUAUAUUGUACAGUUCUUGUCUGUCAGAUUUAGUGUCUAGACUAAGAGUUGUAAUUGCCUAAAUUUGUAUGAUUAGAAUUUUCAUUAAAUGACUUUACUAAAUAUUUGACACUAUAUGAGUAUUGCUAUACUUUUAAAGUUAUACCUGUAGAACCAGUAAUGCAAAACAAAUUGUAUUAUUUUUAUGCAUAAUAUUAUUAAUUAUCUUUUGAUUGAUAAUUUAGCCUUUUCAUAUAUAUGUAUAUAUAUUUAUAUAUGGAAUAUUUAUCUAGCCUUAACAGGUAUAUGAAAUAGUUAUGCUUUGUUUAUUUAGUAUCUUGCUUGAUAAAUUGAUUUAUACAAAUGAAAUAUGAUAUAUUGUUCAGGGGCAGAUACAGAAAAUCUUGGAAAGGGGACAGAAUAAUCAAUAAAUGUUGCCAGAGGGUGUAGUGUGGGAAAUGACUAGUCAAAAGUACAGGUAAAGAUACCAAAUGAUUUGAAAUGGGUUCUAUCCGUCCACCUAUCCUAGUUGUGUUUCCAAAGCAUAUCCCAAAAGCCACAUAAGAUAUCUUUACAAAACUUUGUUCACACAUUAGUCUAUUAUAGGGUUAGUGCUUUUAGUCCGUGGAUGACAUUGCUUUUUAAUAACUUUUUAGUUUCCAUGGAAACAUGACUUUCUUUUUGGUAUACAAUUUUAUUCCUAAGCAUAUUUCAUAAACCAUCUUUAUGAA
Molecule: messenger RNA, 2352 nt
Organism: Patella vulgata (common limpet)
Lineage: Eukaryota; Metazoa; Mollusca; Gastropoda; Patellidae
Product: fatty acid 2-hydroxylase
Exons: 5
Coding region: 145-1203 (352 amino acids)
Biological process (GO): fatty acid metabolic process; lipid biosynthetic process
Cellular component (GO): membrane; endoplasmic reticulum
Molecular function (GO): iron ion binding; fatty acid 2-hydroxylase activity
Source: RefSeq, a predicted model, not a curated record